AUGCCUGAGGCCAUCCUUGUCCCGUCCUUUGAGCCAGUUUGGACCAAGGAAACUCCCCACGUUCUUCUGGUCACACCUGAAGCCCUACGGCUAGUGACCCUGUCUUGCUCACAGGCUGUAACCCUCAAACAGGCAGUUGGGGAUCUUGGCCGAGUCCACGAUGUGAAACUACUGAGAGUCUUGUGUUGGCUGGUAGCUGGACUAAGGAUCCUAGGAGACCAGAUCCGCUACCUGGUACCUGGAGAAUCCAAUCACAUAGACAAGGAAAGGAGUUUACUCUGUACAGCCACCCUGGGAAGAAACAGAAGUACUAGAGUCUUAAGCCCUGUCUUCAGGCACUCUCUCGCAGGGUCCAGACUUUGCGCGGGACGCCGCGGAGGGCGAGGCACUUCUGAGAAAGGACAGAGCCGGGGCGGCCGGGGACAAAGGGUCGGCGCCCUCCUCCCUCCCACGGCUUAUGCAGGCAAGGAUCUGGAGGAGCAGCUGCGGUCUGUGUCAAGUGUCGAUGAACUCAUGUCUGUGCUCUACCCCGAGUAUUGGAAAAUGUACAAGUGUCAGUUAAGGGAAGGAGGCUGGCAGUACAAUAAAGAACAGCCCAGCCUCCACACGAGGACAGAAGAGACUGUAAAGUUUGCUGCAGCUCAUUAUAAUGCAGAAAUCCUGAAAAGUAUUGAUAACGAGUGGAGAAAGACGCAAUGCAUGCCACGUGAGGUGUGUAUAGAUGUGGGGAAGGAGUUUGGAGCAGCAACAAACACCUUCUUUAAACCUCCAUGUGUGUCCGUCUACAGAUGUGGGGGCUGCUGCAACAGCGAGGGGCUGCAGUGCAUGAACACCAGCACGGGCUACCUCAGCAAGACGUUGUUUGAAAUUACAGUGCCUCUCUCUCAAGGCCCCAAACCAGUAACAAUCAGUUUUGCCAAUCACACUUCCUGCCGAUGCAUGUCUAAACUGGAUGUUUACAGACAAGUUCAUUCAAUUAUUAGACGUUCCCUGCCAUCAGCAUUACCACAGUGCCAGGCUGCCAACAAGACUUGCCCCACAAAUUACCUGUGGAAUAAUCGCAUCUGCAGAUGCCUGGCUCAGCAAGAUUUUAUUUUUUCCUCAAAUGCCGGAGAUGAUGGAUUCCGUGACAUCUGCGGACCCAACAAGGAGCUGGAUGAAGAGACCUGCCAGUGUGUAUGCAAAGGGGGCCUUCGGCCUUCCAGCUGUGGACCCCACAAAGAAAUAGACAGGAGCUCCUGCCAGUGCGUUUGUAAAAACAAACUUUUCCCCACCUCGUGCGGAGCCAACAGAGAAUUUGAUGAAAACACAUGCCAGUGUGUAUGCAAAAGAACCUGCCCAAGACAUCAGCCACUAAAUCCUUUAAAAUGUGCCUGUGAAUGUACAGAAAAUCCACAGAAAUGUUUGUUACAAGGAAAGAAAUUCCAGUAUCAAACGUGCAGUUGUUACAGACGACCCUGUACAAACCGACUGAGGCACUGUGAGCAGGGACUUUCAUUCAGCGAAGAAGUGUGUCGCUGCGUCCCUUCCUAUUGGAAACGACCACAUGUGAGCUAAGACUGGUUCCAGUUCAUCAUCUUUCUACCAUGAAAAAUAAAACUGUUACCACGUUAGAACUGUCUGUGAACAGAGAGACUUUGUGGGACCAUGGUAACAAAGACAAAAUUCUGUGUUUUUCUGAACCAUGUGGAUAAUUUUACAGAAGUGGACUGCAGCUCAACUGUAAAAGGCCUCUUUUAAAGACUGGUUUUCUGCCAAACAGCUGAGAUUUUGUGAUUUUUUUUUUUUAAAAAAAGAAAGAAUAAUGACUAUAUAAUUUAUUUCCACUAAAGAUAUUGUUUCUGCAUUCAUUUGUAUAGCAAUAACAAUUGGUAAAGCUCACGGUGAUCAGUAUUUUUAUAACAUGCAAAUAUGUUUAAAAUAAAAUGAAAAUUGUAUUAUAAA
Chinchilla lanigera (long-tailed chinchilla) is the source of this 1944-nucleotide messenger RNA. It is a transcript of the gene Vegfc, whose product is annotated as vascular endothelial growth factor C. The coding region runs from base 1 to 1557 and encodes 518 amino acids. Gene Ontology annotation, biological process: response to hypoxia; positive regulation of protein phosphorylation; positive regulation of endothelial cell proliferation. Gene Ontology annotation, cellular component: membrane. Gene Ontology annotation, molecular function: chemoattractant activity; vascular endothelial growth factor receptor 3 binding; growth factor activity. The record is from RefSeq and is a predicted model, not a curated record. Lineage: Eukaryota; Metazoa; Chordata; Mammalia; Rodentia; Chinchillidae. The transcript has 10 exons.